Messenger RNA from Mercenaria mercenaria, 4574 nucleotides. RefSeq lists its product as uncharacterized. Gene Ontology annotation, molecular function: zinc ion binding. Bases 439 to 2091 code for a protein of 550 amino acids. The record is from RefSeq and is a predicted model, not a curated record. Lineage: Eukaryota; Metazoa; Mollusca; Bivalvia; Venerida; Veneridae. The transcript is spliced from 4 exons.
GGCCAACACUCUCGUAGUGGUAAAAUAUAUUGUAAGACGAGUGAAAUUUAGAAAUUUGUGAACUGAAACGAAAAGCAAUUACUUAACCUGGAUCGCAAAUUUGGUUGCCGCAAAUUUCAGACACAGAAUUAAAGAUUGAUAAAAAAAUCUUCAUACAAUGACAAUCUGAGCUCCAGAAAUAAGAAAAUUAUCGUAUAUGAGAUCAGACAUUGAACACACAGUGACGACCUUCAUAUUUUUAAACAAGUCUUCAGCUGGGUCGACUGAGGCUAAACACACCACAUUGGCUCCAGCAGGCCUAGAAAUUUAGACAUUUUGAUGAUUGUUGGUACCACAACUACAAUUGUCCAAAGAGCAGAAAAAAGUCGGGUCUCGAAAAUACUGUGUAUGGCUUUAAAGAGUAUAACAGCCGUGCUGGUUUAAGAAUGACCUGGUACAAUGGCGGAGGGAUCAAUCAAAGACGGAUCAGAUGCAGACUCCGACAUAGCAUGUACACCGUGUGGAGAAGCCAACAUCAGGGAAGAAGCUGUCAAAUAUUGUCUUGAUUGCCAACAAUAUAUGUGUACAACAUGCUCAACAUAUCAUGGUCGGCAAAAGGCUACGCGUUUUCAUAAGCUUCUAGACAGAGAUACUGCCAAGCCAGUGUCGGCGAAAUGUCUUUACCACCCAAACAGAGACAUUGAGAUGUACUGUGGAACGCACGACAUGGUGUACUGUUCAAAGUGCAUAGCUACCAAACAUAGAGCUUGCUGUGGAGUGACAGAUAUAGAUGAAAUAAAGACAGGGUCUGUUCCUCAUAAAGAGAUAAGACGUAUACAAAAUGAUACAAGAAACAUUAAACAGCGCUUAGCAGACACCGACAAGAAGACACAGCAAAGGAUCGAGUGCCUUGAAAAUCAAAAAGAUGAAAUACCUGCAGAAAUAGAGGAAGUUGAACAAAGCUUAAUAGAACAAAUCCGGAAAUUAAAACGUGAAGCAAUGGAUACUCUAAACAUGGAAUAUAUUUUAGUCAAAGACGAACUGAAGUCCAAUGUCAACCUGAUCGCAGAUCUGAAAAAGGAAAUAGAGAAGGCAAGUAGCCAGUUGCAGACAUUAGCAAGUAUGAGUGCGAGGCAGCAGUUUGUUCAGAUGAAACUGAUACAAAAGGCUAUAAAUGACGCAGAAAACUUGUUUGCCAACAGCGAGGACAAAGGAAGAUUUGCUUUAUACUUUGCAGAAAAUUCCGAUUUAAAGACUGCAGUUAUGACAGCGACAUCUAUAGGACAUGUAAGUAACGUUACGGAAAAUAAACAAACUGUCCCGAGGUUAUUUAAGGUGAAAUCGAAGAAGGAGAUUAAUGUUAGAAUGCAAAAUGACAAAGAAGGGUGUCACAUAACAGAUAUAUGUCAGCUUCAGGACGGUACGAUCAUACUGGCUGACUGGGGAAAUCGAAAGAUAAAGAGGCUUGACAUGGAUUACAGCGUCAAAGACCAUCUUGACUUAGGUCACAGACUCAGUGGUAUCUGUUGUACAGGUCAGAAUGAAGUCGCAGUGAAAAUGCACAACGACAAAGUUCAGUUUAUAUCAGUCGGCAGCUCAUUGUCUAAGCUGAGAGAGAUAUGUGUAGAAGGCGGAGGUUGGUUAGGAAUUGCAUACGAUACUGGGGAAUUGUGGAUAUCUACCGGAAGUGAUCGUGGUGUCAAAGUCUACAGUACAUCUGGUGCUCUACUGAAAACUAUGAAUGGUAGGAAUAUAUUUAAAUCGUGUACUGAACACUUGGCUGUCUGUGGGGAAACUGUUACUGUAACAGACUAUAGUAAUGGUGCAGUCUGUCUGGGAAGAGAUGGUACGGUAAAAAGACAAAUGCGGGACGGAAGGCUUGCCAACACAGAAGGUGUAUGUGUAUCUGGUGAUGGAACAAUAUUCCUGUCCGGAAGAAAUUCAAAUAAUAUAUUGAUGUUUGAUAAGGAUGGGAAAUGUCUUGGAGAGUUGGUAGCUAAUGACCCUGGACUAGUAAAUCCAGUGGCAUUGCAUUACGACGAAAAGUCUGAUUGUAUAAUUGUGACGAGUGAUUUUUCUGACAGAAUCACGAUUUUGGAUAUUUCUGAUUAAAUGUACAUGCAAAUUUAUGGCAACAACUUAGUGCAUAUCAUGAUGAUUACUGAAAAUGGUAAAUAGACGUAACUUCCAGUUACAGCGAAAUUUGAAUUUGAAGAGACAAAAAAAGUGAAAGUUAUAUAGUCGAUCUCUUACCGUUACCUCACAAUAAGUUUCAUUUCAAUAUAUGUAAAAUGAAUGAACUGAAACGCUUAGAAAAUCCGACCUGACAGAGAACACUGGUAAAACAAAAGCCUUUGAUUAAAUUAACCACAAAAGGGUGUCCAAACCAAAACAGACCGAACAUGUAAAUAAAGAAACAACACAACCAAAAACAAAUGGAAAAUUGAACAAAUCAGUAUAACAGUAACAGUCGGCAGUAGUCCAUAGCCAGUCAAUAGAUUGUCAGUUAAAAUAUACAGUACAAUUUAUUGAAUAAAGGUAACAAAUGUAAUGGGUCAUUUAGCAAAACAGAAGUAACCAAAUUAAAUCCAAAAAUAGAAGCAGAUCCUCAUCAACUAAACGAAAAAACUCUUCACCUGACCAAGAGAAAAUCCACGAGAAAAAGUACAAAGUUACGCAAAGUCCAGAAACAUCUGACACUGAAAUUGAUAGACUUUAAAUUUGUGACACUGAACAAAAAUACCAAUUUGUACAAAGUAGAGAAACAAUGAAUGGCAAUGAUAGUUUAAGUUGUACACAAGGUGAGGCACAAGAUCAACAAGGGUCACAGUUACAUGUGUUCCCGCAGCAUGUUUACAAUAUGGGCUCAGCAAUGAUGCCAUAUAUAUCAGCCCCAGUACUAAUGACCUCUUUUCUACAUCCACCAAAUAUACAGUCCACAAGUUUAUCUAACCAUGAUCUAGUGAGAAUAGUCAACCUUCUCAAAGAAGCAUUAAAAGAAGUAUGAAAGUAGAUGAAAAACUUCAGCGAUGGAAAAAGAUAUUGAUAUUCUCAAAGAAGAAAUAAAAGAUCUGAAAAUGAAAAACACUGAACUACAGCAGAAACAAGACGAAGCAGAGCAAUAUAGUAGAAGAAAUAGUGUAAGAAUAAGUAACUAUAAUUUAAAGAAGAAACAGUCGAAAAUAGAGUUAGCAUAGUAGCAACACUUGCUGCAAAAUCAAAAGUCAACAUAACAAAUGCUGACAUAGAUAAUUCAAACAGAGUUGGUGCAAAGAGAAAAGAAUAACACAGAGAUAUUACAGUCAAGUUUACCGCUUACAGAGCAAAGAUAGAAGGAAGAAAAGCUCUAAAGAAACUAGGUGAAAAUGGCUACAUAAAUGAUGACCUAAGAAGACAUAGAAGUGACAUUGUCCAGAUGAAGCAAGACAGGUGAAAAGGGAUGACAGCACCAAUGCCAAAGGUUCAUGGACUUUUAAUGGAUCAAUAUACAUUCAAACGCUCACAGAUGAAGCUGUGAAAAUAAACAAUAGACUUGAUUUGAAGAAAUAUCAAUCUAAGCUACCAGAACUAGCGGAAUAUGAAGUAUAACGAGUAAGUUACAUAUAACUGGCCAUUGAAGAACUGUGAUGUAUUACAUGUAUAUGUGUAAACUGUUUAUAUAUCUGAGUGUAUCUGAGUAUAUAUCAAAAGUAGUUUGAAGCUUAUGAUUUGCUUUGUAGACUAUGAUAAUCCUUGUAUAUAGAGAGAGAAUAUAUCUAAAUUAGAUUGAAACCUAUGAUUAGCUUUGUAUGUAAACUAAAAGGGAGUUGUUCUGUUUAAUAUGUUAGUUUGGUAAUGAGUAUGUUGAUGGUGAUUAUGUUGAUAAUUAUGGUUUGAUGGUUGAUAUGUUGAUGAUUACGAUGAUGAUGGUGAUGAUAAUAAUGAUGAUGAGUAAGAUGAUGAAAGUGGUGAGUAUGACGUUAAAGAUAAUGAUGAAUGUUGUUUUGAUGGUGUACAGGUAACAUAAUAUUAAGAGAAGAAGAAGAAGAUGAAGAAGAAGAAGACGAAUGAUGAUUAUGAUGAUGAUGAUGAUGUAUACAAUUAUGACAGCUCGAAUAAAGACUACAUAAAAAUACUGGGUUAAUUAAAUAGUCAUUAGUUUGAUUGUUCUGUGAUGAAUUAACUACUUGUAUGAUAUGUGAUGGUGAUGAUGAUGAUGAUGAUUAUGAUGAUGAAUACAAGUAUGACAGCUAGACUAAAGACUGCAUGAGAAUACUGUAUAAAUUAAAUGGCCAUAAAUGUUUUUGGUUUGUGACGAAUUAACUAUCUGAAUGCUAUGUGAUGAUGAUGUUGGCUACUGUUGUGAUAGCUUAACCGUGUGGAGAAGCCAACAUCAGGGAAGAAGCUGUCAAAUAUUGUCUCGAUUGCCAGGAAUAUAUGUGUGCAACAUGCACAACAUAUCAUGGUCGACAAAAGGCUACGCGUUUUCAUAAGCUUCUAGACAGAGAUACUGCCAAGCCAGGGACGGCGAAAUGUCUUUACCACCCAAAUAGAGACAUUGAGAUGUACUGUGGAACGCACGACAUGGUCUACUGUUCAAAGUGCAUAGCUACCAA